AUGUCCUACUUCCUUCCACACUUGCCAUCAGGCUGGCACGUGGAUCAAGCCAUCGUGCAAGAGGAGGAAAGAGUAGUGGUGAUCAGGUUUGGAACGGAUUCGGAUGCUACUUGCAUGGCCAUGGAUGAGAUCUUGUACCAGUGCUCCGAGAGGGUGAAGAAUUUCGCAGUGAUCUACCUGGUGGAUAUCACCCAGGUGCCUGAUUUUAACAAAGUGAGUGCGCAACGCGAUACGUUCUCUCAGGAGCGCCUGUAUGCGGUUGAUUGCCUGAACUGAUCCGCGCAUCUACCCGCCAACAUCCCCUUGAUCACAGAUGUACGAACUGUACGAUCCUUGUUCCGUGCUGUUCUUCUUUAGGAACAAGCACAUCAUGAUCGACCUGGGCACUGGUAAUAACAACAAGAUCAAUUGGGCACUGGAAGAGAAGCAGGAAUUCUUGGAUCUGUGCGAAGUGGUCUACAGAGGUGCGAGCAAGGGGCGAGGUCUGGUCGUCAGCCCUCGAGACUAUUCUACUCGGUUGAAGUACUGA
Ceraceosorus bombacis is the source of this 529-nucleotide messenger RNA. The record is from the annotation of a GenBank genome assembly. Lineage: Eukaryota; Fungi; Basidiomycota; Exobasidiomycetes; Ceraceosorales; Ceraceosoraceae.